AGUGCUGAUUACCCGCCUCAAAUGGCUGGGCAAGUAAGGGGGACUAUGGUAUACCCUCAGCAGAACUACAACAAUGGGGUAUCUGUUCAACAGUUUCAGUCAUCUGGAAGAGUAAGUGGAGUUGUUGCCACAAAUUUGUUUCCCUCAGGACAGACAGAAAUUCGCAUGUCUGUGGGUGGGAUUCGUAUGACCCCGGAGGGUGGUGACGUACUUUUGUCCCAAGACCGUUGUGGUAUAUCAAUGUCACAAAACAUAUCUGGUGGUCCAAUUGCCCAAAACCUAUCCGGUUUACACAUGUCCCAGAACAUUAAUGGUGUGCAAAUGUCGCAAACUUGAGUGGAGUGCAAAUAUCUCAGAUGUCGCAAAUGUCCCAGAAUGCUGGUUCCAUUUGUUACUUCACCAGUAACAGCAGCAACAGAGGUGGAAAUUAUCAAGAGGCCGGGACUCAUUGUAUGCCUGCAAAUCAUAACCAGCACCGACAUAGUUUCCAGGUUGUGAACGAAACCUCCCAUGGGGAUCACCGUAGUUAUCAACCAACUACUAAACACUUGUUGCAGUCCAAUCCGGGUUUUUUAGUCAAUGAGGGUGGGUGUGGAACGCAUUCUAUACAUGGCGCCAGUGGUAAUCCAGUAUUCACUCAAGACCUGCUCGGUUGUCAUGACCUUACGAAGAAUUAGAAUUGAUUUCCAUGGUGAAAUCCACCCAAUAAAUCUACCUUUGUGGUACGUUAUUUGAACUUGAUUGACUUCCAUCCAAUAAGUCUGAAUUAUGGCGUUUUACCAUAUGUGCAUUCCUCUGUAACCAUAUGAUUCAAUUUGUAACCCAAUUUGGGGUUUACAGGAUGUCGUAACUUAAAUAAGGUUACUUUAGAUACUUUCGUAAACUGAAUUUUCA
Molecule: messenger RNA, 894 nt
Organism: Spinacia oleracea (spinach)
Lineage: Eukaryota; Viridiplantae; Streptophyta; Magnoliopsida; Caryophyllales; Amaranthaceae
Exons: 2
Coding region: 22-336 (104 amino acids)
Source: RefSeq, a predicted model, not a curated record